This is a messenger RNA of Schizophyllum commune H4-8, 3150 nucleotides long. RefSeq lists its product as uncharacterized. The transcript is spliced from 19 exons. The record is from RefSeq and is a predicted model, not a curated record. The coding region runs from base 1 to 3150 and encodes 1049 amino acids. NCBI's taxonomy places the organism in Eukaryota, Fungi, Basidiomycota, Agaricomycetes, Agaricales, Schizophyllaceae.
AUGGCUCUAUCGGGCAAUGCCGUUGCCACGUUGUUCUUUGUCUUUCAUCAACAACCUCCACCCAGUCCGGCCUUCAGUUCGCGGCAGCUGUUCAAUUACCCCCCGGGAAUGUCUCAAGCCAAUGGUCCAGCGAUCAUCAUCCAGACGCAUGCCGACCUCCAGCGACAUAUACAAUGGCGACAAAAGGCUCAAGAAUUAGAUAGACUUCGCAGCCAGGCCCUAGAGAAGAACAAUGACCUGGCUAUCAAGCUCUUGAAUAUACAGGCGGAAAUCGCAGCCAACGCUACGCUUAUUACGGGUCUGCAGCAGGCUAUGUCUUCCGAGAGAACACGGUCCGAGGCUGGACUUGGAGAUGUUGCAGCUAACGUGGCUUCGCUCCUCACGAAAUUUGACAAACAGCUGUCCCGCAUCAAGGAGCAGGAUCCAACAGAGUUGACGCUCGGCCGUCUACAAAGCAACAACAAGAUGCUUCAAGGUCAACUCAAGCUGAUUGAGGACUGGUGGGUCCUUCAGAUUGAGAAUUGGCGCUAUGAGGAGGGCGAAGGAACAUCGGUCGAGGAGGAAGAGGAGUUGGAAAACAUCAAGUCGCGCCUGGAGGCCCAAAAACAGUCAGAGCUUCACAGCGCAGAUGAAAGACAGCGGGAGCGACAUUCUCUCCUUGCUCUAAUACGUGACCUAUCCAUGAGGCGCGAUGAACGGCAGCGUGCUGUCCGGGAAAACCAGGACGCCGUAGCCAACGCAGAAGCGCGCUUGAAGACCGAGACCCAACAACAGAUGGGGCUUCAGACAUCGAUCACAGAUUUGACCCGUGAACUGAGCGUCCUGGGCCACGCGUCCCAGGAUGCCAAGGACCAAACCAUGAAUCUCAAUCGCCGGCUUACGGAGGGGACGGAUUUGCGUCAGGCCCUUCAGGCGGACAAUGACCGGAAACACAGAGAGAUAGACAGCGCUGUACGGAGCCUUCAGGCAGACCUCAACAGAAUAGCUAACGAGCGGCGCAACACGUUGGAGCCACUCAUGCAGCGGAAUGAGGCGUUGAGGAACGAAGUGGACGCCGUACAGCAAGAGGUGGACACCAUGAUCUCCAGAAUCGUGGAACGACGGGUAACGGUAUAUGUCAUGAACACCUACGGCUGGCUAAGCCUACAACGGCAGACCUCAAUCGCAGACUUGGAGCGCAUACAAUUGCAAGAUCGUCAAUACGAGCAACGGCCGCAGGCUCAGGAUGAUGAUGACGGAUGGGAGGAGGACUUGUACCUGGGUGACGAUGAUGAGCAGGUCAACGUAGGGACGGGCGGUGGGUGGAAUGGGAAAGGGAGUGUCCGGAAUGAACAAACCUUUGCCCGCAGCGUCACCGGCACGCCGUCGCCGCCAGAGCGACACCGCUCUAAGGGAAAGGAGCUUGCGCACGGUCACUCUCCGAAGGGAGGCUUCGAGCCGAAUGCAGGGCCGCCUGCUACGUCCUCCGCACGUCGGGGGAUGAGUUCCUCAUACAACUCGGAUGAAGACAUGCUCAUCGAUGAGGUUCCCUUACCGACGCCUCCAACACGCACGUCCGGGUCUCGGAGCCGCGAGGGAGCCGCGUCAAGUCGACCUACCGUUCAAUCUCGCGGUAACGACAGUCGUGCUGGUCUCUCUCUGACCUCAGCGAGCAGGAGGUCAGAGGAGCGCCGGCCCAUCUCUUUGACAAGCCCCCAGUCAAUACGAGGGGCGAAGGUUGGAGACCAGCUGGCUCAGCUAGCAUCAUUCAGACUCGGUACUCCUAUCGGAUCUUCUUCACGAGGCGGCACCUCGGAACCCUCAAGCAAGCAUUCGAGGUCGACAGGGAAGGUUCGCUCGUCAACGACUCCACGCGCCAGCCCGUACUCCCGCGCAUCUCGCCCGACCAAGUAUGACGCCGAUGAUAGCGAUGGCAGCUCCGAGAGCGGAGACGAGGAUGGUGACCUAGAGGACAACGGAAUCAGGGGCGAGAGCAGGCGGGAUGCCGGCGGGGACGAGAGCGACAGUGACAGCGACAGUGACAGCGACAGUGACAGCGACAGCGACAGCGAGGAAGGCUCGCCGCCGAAGAGAGUCAAGCGAGAGGAGGAGGAUCUCGCAGAAACGGACGAUGAAUCUGACGAGAGGCCGUCGAAGAUCGCCCAAAAGUAUAUGGCGCAGAAGCGCUUGCCUGGCAGCAAGUAUUCGCCACAACAGAUGAAGUCCAACUUCAAUCGCCUUGUCUUGAACACCAUCAAGAAGGGUCUUGGCGUCCAGCUCCUGUACCAGGUCGUGUCCGUGGAGCCUGUCAGCGAGGAGGACCUCCGAAAGUUUGAGGCGGGCGAAUCAAAGCCAAAGGUCACCUCCUUCAAGCUCGAUACACGCGGGGAGACAGCAAAGGAGCUAUUGCGUCUGGCCUGGAACGCGACGCUAGAGAAACUCGUGCGGAAGGUCAUCUGGCGGAAGGUCAAACCGAAGUUGCGCACCGGGAAGUAUGGGGCGGUCACCAAGGCUAAAGUCAAGAAAGGCGUGCACGAACGGUUCAGUCGUAUGUUCAGGGCUAUUGCACGCACAGUCGUCCUGGACGGGCAGACAUGGGAAGAGUUUGUGGAAGGCUUUGCAAAGGCGCACCAUGACUAUAAUGAACGCUCCCGGCAUCUCAUGAUGCGGCAUACGAAACUCGAUUUGCGCAUUCGAUACGCAACGAUCAUGCGCCUGUCCUCUCAACAAGUUCAGUAUAAACCGGGCGAGCAGUUCUGGUCCUACGUUAUCGAGGUCAUCAAGGAGCUCGGCUACGACGGCAUGUCUGACGAGGAGAGCGACACAGAGGAGAUGACCCGUCCAAACAACUUCAAGGUGAAUGUUCGGUACAGGAAGGUGCUGAAGCUCAGGUGGCGACACCCGUCGAUCGAAGCGCUCUUCGCGAAGGUGGACGAGACGCCAAAGUUGGCCAAGGCGUUCUUCCACACUUCCGCGUCGUCGCCCUCUAACCGGCUCAGGAGGGUGCGGGUUGACAAGGAGAGCGUUCGAGACCCACCAAAAAACAUACCUAGGUCUCUUUACAACCCUGAGUACCUCGACUCUCUUGGGGCUCCGGGUGAGUACUUGCUGGAUAUUAGCGACAGGGCGUUCGAGCUGUACAACCUGGAUGCCGUGGACGAAGUUCUUUGA